UAAUCCCCUGCAGACCCGCGUGACGCCAAAUAGACGCGCUGGCCAGUGUGUUUACAUCAGAGUCAAGUGCCUUGCAGUUUGAAAGAGCACAUGUGGAUGGAUUAAAUAAUUCAUAACAUGAGCAACAGCGCUGCGAGCCCAAUGGCAGCCAGCAGCAGCAGCACCGCGGCCGGACGCGCAUCCGGAAAGGCCACAAGCUUCAUCCCUGAGCUCCAGAGCAUGAUGUUUGCUCUCGGUGACGCUCGCAGACCGCUGCACGAGACCGCCGCCCUGGUGGAGGACAUAGUGCACACCCAGCUCAUCAACCUCCUCCAUCAGGCCACUGAGGUGGCCCUCCUGAGAGGGGCCAGGGCCAUUUCACCAGAGGAUAUCAUCUUUCUAAUGAGGAAAGACAAGAAAAAAUUGCGGCGGCUCAUCAGGUACAUGCAGUUCAGAGACUACAAAUCCAGAGUCCUCAAAACCAUCGAUGAAGAUCUGCUGGAUUCAGACAAAUACAGCAGCAGCAGCAGCAGCAGCAUCAACAAGAGACAGCGCCUGCUGCAGGACUUCAUGAGCUCCAUCGACCAGACCGGGGAAUUCCUGUCGCUGGUGGAGGAAGAGGAGGUGGAUGAAGUCAAGCAGGAGCGGCUGGAGAGAAUUGAAAAGAUGACCAGAAACAUGGAUUCCAGUCAGUACAGUGAUUUCUGUGAAAGUCGACAGCUGAGUUUCUCUAAGAAGGCCUCGAAAUUCCGCGAGUGGCUGGACUGCAGCAGUCUGGAUGUGAAGCCCAACGCCAUGUCCAUGGAGAUCCUGUCCUAUCUGGCCUACGAGACAGUGGCCCAGGUUGUUGACCUUGCCCUAUUGGUUAAACAAGAUAUGACUCCCAAAACAGGCGAUCCGUUUCAACACGCCAUAUCAGCGACUUUCAUCCAGUACUGCAACUCCUCGGCUGAGGCUACAAGCACUAAAAAGGAGACGGACUCCCCGGAAAACACACCGCCGUCCACUCCCAGCGGCCCUCUGACGGGACACCAGGGAAAGAUGCACUCCAUGGCUCAGGGCAACGGUGGGCCGAACCAAGAUGGCAGCAGUAAGAACAAACAGAGGAAGAGGAAGAAGAGUGCCUACCGCAGGAACGGGAUGACUUUCCUGGCCUGCUGAGGUGAGCGAGAGGAGGUCUGGAGGAGCUGCAGGAGUCUCUGUCUGCGUCUGUCUUUCUGUGUGUUUACACGAUUGUUUGGACAGGAAGUGCUCUGGACUGACACAAAUCUGGAUUGGACGCUUUUUGUUUAGUUGGUGUUCAUUUAAACUCUAGUAGUACGAGUUUCCUCUUUUGUGAACGGGUUUCAUUUCGUAUUUUUAGUCGGUUAAAAGAAGUACUCAAUAAUUUCAUCUUUUUUGAUGAUGAUGUGUAGAACUAGUUUUUGAUGCUUAAUUUUUAUUAUUAUUAUUUUUUUUUUUUUUAAGUUGGGUAAUAAAAAAGCCAUUUUCUUGUUGAUAUUGUAAAACUUUAUUUUUUCUAUUGUAAUAUCUGGCUUUUGUAUUUUUU
Messenger RNA from Cyprinus carpio (common carp), 1528 nucleotides. Its product is annotated as SPT3 homolog, SAGA and STAGA complex component. The record is from RefSeq and is a predicted model, not a curated record. Gene Ontology annotation, biological process: transcription by RNA polymerase II. The transcript is spliced from 11 exons. NCBI's taxonomy places the organism in Eukaryota, Metazoa, Chordata, Actinopteri, Cypriniformes, Cyprinidae. Gene Ontology annotation, molecular function: protein heterodimerization activity; transcription coactivator activity. Bases 118 to 1140 code for a protein of 340 amino acids.